Molecule: messenger RNA, 4964 nt
Organism: Monodelphis domestica (gray short-tailed opossum)
Lineage: Eukaryota; Metazoa; Chordata; Mammalia; Didelphimorphia; Didelphidae
Gene: MNT
Product: MAX network transcriptional repressor
Biological process (GO): regulation of transcription by RNA polymerase II
Molecular function (GO): DNA-binding transcription factor activity, RNA polymerase II-specific; protein dimerization activity; RNA polymerase II cis-regulatory region sequence-specific DNA binding
Source: RefSeq, a predicted model, not a curated record
CGGGGCUCCGGUCCGGGCUUUGGCGGCGGCCCCGGUGUAGUAGCGGGGGCGGCGGCCGGGGGCAGCGCGGCUGCUUCCCCUUGUUGUGUGUCGGUGCCUCCUCGCCAUCUUGUUGCAAAGCCCUUUCUUGUCGGCGGGACUCGCGGGGGCCGCGGGGCGGGAGGCGCCGGGCGGGAGGGGCGGGCGGGAGGGGCGGGCGGGAGGUGGCGCCGCCUCGGGGGGGUUUCGGGGCUGCACCCGAGCCUUUUCCCCAUUUUUAUAUUUUUGCAAAUCCCCUUUUCGGGGAUCGUUUUUGGGGAGCACCUUUUCCGCGAUCCCCCGGCGGAGCGCCCCACGGCCCCCCGAGGCCCGCCCGCCGGCCGGCCGCAGCCCCCCGAAGCCCGCCCGCCCGCCCCGCGGCGCACCCCGGUCGCCCGCCCGAGCGAUGAGCAUUGAGACGCUUCUGGAGGCGGCCCGCUUCCUGGAAUGGCAAGCGCAGCAACAACAGAGAGCACGUGAGGAACAUGAGAAACUUCGGCUGGAACGGGAGCAGGAACAGAAGGCCAGCGCCACGCGGGUUAAUCAUAUGCUGCCCCCCGAAGAACCCCGGAUUGAGGCCCCCCCACUCCCCUUGUCCCCUCCAGCUCCUCCACCUGCACCCCCACCCCCUCUGGCCACCCCGGUGACCGUCAUCCCCAUCCCUGUGGUGACAGGCUCCCCACAGCCGAUGCCACCCCCACCCCCGCUGCCACUGCCCCCGACCCAGCCGCUCACCCUCGCCCCACGACAGCCGGCCUUGGUCAGUGCGCCAGGACUCAGUAUCAAGGACCCCAUCCCCCCACUUCCCAGGCCACCAGCCACUGCCACCCCCCUCCUGCCGGACUCGAAAGGCACCAGCGCGCCCACGGGCAGCCCCAAACCCCUGCAGCCCUUCCCCACACCCAUCCUGACCAUCGCCCAGCACCACGUGGUCCAGCAGCCCCUUCAGCCCCAGCUGCCGCCCCCGCAGCCGCCUCCCCCCACCGCGCUGGCCGCUCUGAAGUUGGCACCGGCUGAGGAGGUGAAGCCCAGCGAGCAGAAGAAGCGGCCUGGAGGGAUCGGGACCCGAGAAGUCCACAACAAAUUGGAGAAGAACAGGCGGGCCCACCUGAAGGAGUGCUUUGAGACUCUGAAGCGGAACAUCCCCAACGUGGAUGACAAGAAGACCUCGAAUCUGAGCGUCCUCCGAAGUGCCCUGAGAUACAUUCAGACGCUGAAACGCAAGGAGAAGGAGUAUGAGCACGAGAUGGAGCGGCUCGCCCGGGAGAAGAUCGCCACCCAGCAGCAGCUGACCGAGCUCAAACACGAGCUCAGCCAGUGGAUGGACGCCCUCGAGAUGGAGCGGGUGCUGCGGCAGGCAGGGCAGCCCGAGGACGACCAGGCCUCCACCUCCACGGCCUCAGAAGGGGAGGACAACAUGGAUGAGGACAUGGAGGACGACCGGUCGGGCUUGGGGCUGCCCAAGCUGAGCCAGCGGCCACAAGCCGAGCUCCUGAAGCCGGCCCCCCUGCCUCCCAGCACGGCCCCCGCUGCCCCGGCCCCGCACUCCCACCCCGCGGCCCUGCAGCAGAAGCCCCCCGCCCCGGCAGCAGCCGCCCAGACCCUGGUGCAGGCCCCCGCCCACCACCUGGUGGCCACGGCGGGAGGGGGCUCGACGGUCAUCGCCCACACGGCCACCACCCACGCCUCGGUCAUCCAGACUGUGAACCACGUGCUGCAGGGCCCGGGGGGCAAGCACAUCGCCCACAUCGCCCCCUCGGCCCCCAGCCCCGUGCAGCUGGCCCCCGCCACGCCCCCCAUCGGCCACAUCACCGUCCACCCCGCGGCCCUCAACCACGUGGCCCACCUGGGCUCGCAGCUGCCCCUGUACCCCCAGCCCGUGGCCGUGAGCCACAUUGCCCACACCCUCUCCCACCAGCAAGUGAACGGCACGGGCGGGCUGGGGCCGCCGGCCGCGGUCAUGGCCAAGCCGGCCGUGGGGGCCCAGGUGGUCCAUCACCCCCAGCUGGUGGGCCAGACGGUCCUGAACCCCGUGACCAUGGUCACCAUGCCCUCCUUCCCCGUCAGCACCCUCAAGCUGGCCUGAAGGGGUGCCCGGGAGGCCCCGGCACCCCCCGACAGCUCCACACAUUCCAGCCCGGCGCAGAGGAGGGGCGCCCCGAGCCUCCCCCGAGCCGCCCAGAGGGCGCCGAAGGUCCGGAGACCCCGGGGUGAGCGUGGUCCCGCGGCUCCGCGGCCGCCUCCGUUCCCGUCGCGCUCCGUCCCCGCCUCGCCGCCUGUCCCGUGUAACCUGUGAGAUGUGGAUGUGAUGUUCUUGGUCUCGUCCCUCGUCCCCCCUGUGCUGCUGCUGCUGCUACUGCUCUGUAGGGGGAGCUGGCUGAGCUCCGGGGGCCCCCCGCCCCCGGGGAGAAGGAAGCAGAGGGGACCGGGAGGGGGGCAGCUCCCACUGCAGGCUGAAGGAUCCAUCUGAGGUCACUGUGAUUUGUUACAGUAGAAACUAUUUAAGACAAUUCUCUACUCAUAAUAAACCAAAUGAAAGAGAAACCAGCGAGAGCCCUCGGGGGUGUGUUGGUAUCUGUCCCCCCCCAAGCCCGGCCACUGCUGUGGAGGAGGAUCCAGUGACCGCUCGGCCCCGGGGUCAGCGGACCAUGCAGAGGUAGGACUCGGUACCUUAGCCCGGACCCGGGACCCUCCCUUCUGGGGGGGCCCUUCCGGAGAGGGAAGAGAGCCGAGCCUCCGGGGAGCGCGCCUCCCCAGCUCCCUCCCCUUCCCUUUGCUCAGCCGUGUGGAGUUGUAACCCGUGGACGUGUGCAUGUGUGUACCCGUGCAUGCUCAGUCUGUGUGCAUACGUUCGUGUGCAGAUUGCGUGUGUGUUUCUUGGUGCCCCCCCCCUACCCUGAGGAAGGGCUCCGCGGCCCGGGUUCUAGGAGCCUCGAUCGUCCUCUGGGCUCCAUUCAGGGGAGCCCAUGGCCGGAGGAUCGUGACUAGGGGGAGGGGACCCCACCUUCCAAGGCCCAGGGAUCCCCUCGGAGACUGGCCGAACAAGCGACUAGAAGCGGGCAGCGCCUGCAGCCCGGACCCCGCGCUCUUCCUGCCGGCCCUCCCCUCUCCCCUCCCUGCACCCCUCUUCCAACUCUGGUUUACUUUUGAUGCUUCGGCCUGAGCCUGGGGAACAGUCGCCUUAGCAUCCUGCUGCCUCAGUUUCUCCCUGAGGGUGGCUCUCAGGCAUUCCUCCAGAGGGGAAAGAAGGGGAAGGAGAUGCCCGUGCCGGUGCCCCCGGCUCCCAGAGAGGGAGGGCCCCGGCCUGCUUCCUCCAGCCCUUCCCGCUAGUGAGUCUACCCAUGGGGACAGCUUUCGUUUCUCUUCCCUUCAUAUAGUUAUUACAAGUGACCUUGUGUAAGACAUGCACAUACAUGUACACUCAGCUACCCACCCAGGCACAUCUCUCUCUACACAUAAACUUGUUGCCUUCAUGGGGGUCUUUGGCAAAGGUAUCCCAAGGAUGGGCCUCCCAGGAAUGUCUGAGGAGGCCGAGAGCGCUGCUGGGGAGGACCAGGGGCCCCCUGAGCUCCCAGACUCCCGUGGCUUAUGCCUGUGACGCCAGUCUGGAGGCAGUUGCUGGGUACAGUUUCUUGGGCGCUGGUCAAAAGUAGGGGCAGCCUGAGCACCUUGGGGGGCCCCAGACAAACUAGAAGUAAACCCAUCAUCACUUCCAUACUCAGUCAGCUUCCUCUUUGGCUGGGGAGAUGGCAGGUCUGGGGGCUCCUCCUCUGGGGACAUUGCCCAGUCAGCCCCCGGCCUCUAAGGUGGGCCACUCCGCUUCCCUCCUCCCAGCUGCAGCCUCUACCCUGUGGCCUCCCUCCGUCUUGGCGUAAUUAGCUCCAUCUCUUCCCCUGUGUAACAGGCCCUCAGGGGCAGGGUGGGAUGGGGAUGGAGGCAAUGAGCUGGCUGGAGUUGGUCCUCUCCUCCUUACCUCCCCCUCCUCUUUCAGCCAUGAAGGUCAUGGCCAGACAAGAGUGGAAUCUAAAUUGUGCCUCCCCCCAUUCUCUGGGGAUUGUGCCCAGAUACCUCAUCCAACCCCAAUCCCCCCCUCUCCCCAAGGCACCUGGGGUGGGGGUGGGGGGCCGGGUCCCUGUCAUGCUGUGUCUUGAGUGGCUCUGAUGGGUGUUGUUGCUGUUGUGCUUUUCUGUUGUUUUCUGGUGAACGCUGUGAUGCUGUGACAUUGGGGGGCUGGCUGGAGCCUCCCCACUUCCCCAGCCUCAUCCUCGUGGAGUGUCUCCAGUCAGCAGCCACUGGGACCAGGCCUAGCCCUAGGCCCAGCCCUCCCCAACUUCGGGAGACUGAGCCCUGCCUCUCUUCCCCAGACCUUCUAACUUGGGACACACCCACACACCCACACGCCCACAGACACCCACAGACACUCACACAUCUUACCUCUCAUUCUUAUUUUAUUUUUUUAUGUUCUCUAAGUGACUCACUGGCUGGGAGUCUUUACCUCGAUGGGCUCGGGUCCUCAGGGGGCCAGGGAGGAGGGGCCAGUGGGCAGGGCAAGCACAGUGGGGUGCUUUGGGGCCACACUUCGCCCCUGCCCUCUCCAGGAUGAGCCCCCGUCCCUCCUCAGGGUGCGCCCCCCUCCCCCAAGAGGUGGCCCUUGUUUACAGUGAGGACUCAGUCACUGUGUCUCUGUUUCCGGAAAUCUGAACCCUCAAGACCCCGGACUGUAGAGAUUUUUAUGUGUUUGGAUACAUCUGCUGUGUGAAAAAAAACAAACAAAACAAAACUACAAAAACCCUAAUUUUGUACAUAUUGUAUUUUUACUAUUGAGCUGUAUCCUAGUGGCUGUUCAUGCUCUAAGACUUUAGGUAUCGGGACAUGAAUACUCUCCAUGUAAAAAGCACUUGCCUGGAAUAAAACAUUGAAACAAAUAAACCUGCACUGAAACAUGA